GGCACAAACAAAAGCGUUUCGCCAUUGCAGAUUUUGGUUUCAGCUCAGAGAAGAAGUAGAAGUCGCCAUCGCCAGAAUCACGUUUCUCUGACACCAUCAACAAACAAUGAUGCAGCGAUGGUUGACCAAGCUACGCACUUUCGCCGUUAAUUCGCCCCAGUCUUCUCCGCCACUUACACCAAUUUUCCGGUGUCUCAUCCACCACGCAACGCCGUUGCAAUCCCUCCACCUCCCUGCUUCCAGCAAUCUCACUUUCACUUCUCGUUCUCUCUUCAAUUUCUCGUCUUCACCUCAUUUCUCAUUUUCUCGUCUCCCAUCUCGUCUUUCUCCACUUUCUCCCUCCUUGGUUCAAGUGCGGCAUGUAUCAUCAAGGGAAAGGAAGCUGAAGAGAAAGCCAAUGACCCCAGUCACUUCUAAGAUUAAGAAAACUAAGAUGAAGUCUUAUUCGUCUUACAAGUUGAGGUUUCGAACAUUGAAAGAUGGAACCAUCAGACGCUGGCAUGAGGGGAAACGCCACAAUGCUCAUUUGAAGUCAAAGAAAUCAAAACGCAGAUUGAGAAAACCAGCCAUUGUACCUGUAGCUUAUGCCAAAGUUAUGAAGAAACUGAGUUUUUGUGGUUAGAAAGCAUAGUAAGUUGCUGCCAGUUACUGCAGAAAGUGGAAUUUGUGGUCACAUUCACAUGUUGCUUUUUUAACUCUGAUCAUUUGUCCACUUUCACAUGUUACGAAUCUUUGUAGAAUGAGCAAUAUUACGAAGCAAUUUCUUUCUCAUCUUGUUUUGCUGGAACUGUUAAGAGUUGAAUGUGCCUAUUCAAAGAGGCAUUUUUUUUAGUAGACACAUUGUUGUGCAAUAUUAUUAACAUGCUGUGGCUGAUUGAUUCUUUGUUGGAGUA
This is a messenger RNA of Arachis ipaensis, 893 nucleotides long. Its product is annotated as Ribosomal protein L35. Gene Ontology annotation, biological process: translation. The record is from RefSeq and is a predicted model, not a curated record. Gene Ontology annotation, molecular function: structural constituent of ribosome. Lineage: Eukaryota; Viridiplantae; Streptophyta; Magnoliopsida; Fabales; Fabaceae. Gene Ontology annotation, cellular component: ribosome.